This is a messenger RNA of Amyelois transitella, 3264 nucleotides long. It is a transcript of the gene Alg-2, whose product is annotated as programmed cell death protein 6. Bases 110 to 649 code for a protein of 179 amino acids. The transcript is spliced from 5 exons. NCBI's taxonomy places the organism in Eukaryota, Metazoa, Arthropoda, Insecta, Lepidoptera, Pyralidae. Gene Ontology annotation, molecular function: calcium ion binding. The record is from RefSeq and is a predicted model, not a curated record.
GUUUAGUUAGUGUCGUGCAUGAAGUGGUGCGUGUCAUAAACUAAGAAUAGUGAAUCAUUUUUAUUGAAAGCAAUAAAAAAUUUAAACAUCCCAGUGAAUUUUAGAUAACAUGUCAUUCCAAAAUCAAACACCGAUGCCCAGUCAACAGUUCCUGUGGGAUAUCUUUCGGAGAGUUGACAAAGACCAAAGUGGUUAUAUCUCAGCGGAUGAGCUUCAGUCGGCUUUAUCCAAUGGCACAUGGAAUCCAUUCAACCCUGAAACUGUGCGACUCAUGAUUGGUAUGUUCGACAAACAGAACAGGGGCGUGAUAUCAUUUCAAGAUUUUGGCGCUCUAUGGAAGUAUGUUAUCGAUUGGCAGAACUGCUUCCGUUCAUUUGACCGGGACAACUCAGGCAACAUAGACAAGACAGAGUUAAAGAACGCCCUCACAUCAUUCGGGUACCGAUUGUCCGAUGAGGUGGUCAAUAUUAUGGUGCAGAAGUUUGACAGAUUCGGCCGGGGCACUAUACUCUUUGAUGACUUUAUCCAGUGCUGCGUGACAUUAUAUACACUGACUUCUGCAUUCCGCCAGUACGACACCGACCAAGAUGGCGUUAUCACGAUACAUUAUGAACAGUUCUUGAAAAUGGUAUUCGGACUUAAGGUAUAAACAACGAUAUUUUUACAAAUUAUACAAUAUUAUGGAAAGAGCAAAGUUUUAUGUUGAUUUAUCUUCCAGUUGGAACUUUUUGAAGUAUUACUUAAUCACAGAUUCGAUAAACUAAGAUUUAUAACAAGUACUUGUUGCAGAUCUUAGCAAAAUUUUCCUUUAUACUAUGUAUAAAUAUUGGUGUAUAUUUAAAAAAAAUCUUAAGUGGUGAAAGUCAUCAUCAAUUAAAGUAAUUAAUUUGUAUAAACUAUAUUACAAACAAGUGGUUAAACCACAAAUAUAUAUUUAAAUUUUGCAUUAAUAACGAUCUUUAUUGAACUUAAUUUCAAUAAUAUAUUAAAUUUUAUAGAAUUUAAUGAAUUUAUAAUAUUGAUGUUAAUGCUUAAUUUCUCAAUAUAUGAAAGUCAUAUAAAGGAUGUUAUAUUUCAAAAUGUAUAAAUAUAAUAUAAAUUUGUCCAAUGUAUUACUUUAGUAAUAAAUUGGUGUACAAUGCAGGGCCAAUUAUAUUCUGAGCCCUUAUUUGUGUUAUAACUGUUUAAGACGCUUAUGUAUGGCCCGUUAUCUUUGGCCGGAUGUGUAUUUUAUGAAUGUUGAAUGCCUAUAGAUCAAAUCUAGACGCAUGUUUGAAAAGUUUGUUUUUAAGUUGUUUAGGUACCUUAAAUUUACGCCUUGGGCUUUAUACCACUUUUUUAUAUAAAUUAAAGUUGCUAAUACCAUGGUUUAUAAGAUAUUAUUAUCUUGUAAUAAAGUGACCAAAUUCUUUGUCAACUUUAUCAUGUUUCUUUGACACUGUUUAAUACUGUUACGGUGUUUUAUAUAAGUUAAAAAGCGCUGGAAAUUAAUAAUUGCACUCAUUAUGAGUGGAAUUUAACAUAUAUAUAUAUAUCGCCAUCCUCUUCUUACGGAUGCGGCGAACAUGAGACGGCGAUAUUGAAUGUUUGACAGAUAUGCAUCUGCAAGUACUAAAUUGUAAUGAAUUAAUUAUUCUUGAAACUAUAAUAGCCAUUUAUUAAUUCUUGCUAAUCAUUUUGAAGUCUAGUGUCCAAUUGAAAUGGAUAAAAUGUUGUUUUCUCUUCCGUCCAGUGUUGGCCGUAACCUCGUCGUUAUGCUGUGUACGUGUUACGCGGUAACCGUCUCAACUUUAGGUAAUAAAAAUAUAACUUAAAUGUUUCAAAAAGGUAGCUAUUUCUUAUUGACAAUAGUUUUUGUACUUUUUACACCUUUUUGGAAUAUAUUUCGGUCUUAUGUACCUAUUUGUAGUUCAAAUCUACACUAUAGCUUAAUGCAUGGCUUAAAGAGUUUUGUAGAUUUUACUCAUUAUCUUUUUUUAAUAUUGGUUACAUAUUUGUUAGCAUUAAUGUAGUUUCAAUAACAUUACAAUUUAACAGUGUAACGAAUUUUCCAUAGAACAUUUAAAUUUUCUAAGUUUUGAUUGUUUACAGAGCUGUCAAAACGUGAAAAUAAUGGCAAUUUUGACACGAGUAAAGAGAUUUAUAUAAAUACCUUUUUUUCUACCAAAUGAUUGAAUAAAAAUGGCAGGCCCUAAAAGACCAUUCCAUGGCCGUAAAAUGACUUUAAAAAAGUUAUGUUGUACUCAAAUGGGUUGCUUUACUUGGAUGUUAUUGUAUUGUACUUGCUUCACAUUAUUUCCACUCUGCAUUUAAAGAAGAGCUUUGUUGUUUCUUCUCCUGAAGUACGUUCCAACAGAUGGCAUUAAUCGGAUCCUCAAUCUCCAAGUUUUAUUCAAAUUCAAAACUUUUAUUCAUUAUUAUGGGACGCUUCAAUAAUUGUCAUAUCUUUUGGUUUAACAACAUUGGUUUACGUCAAUUAAAUUACUCAAAUCUAAGUUUACUGCCGCUUCCAAAGCGUCAGUGCAGAAGAGGCGGUAACAAACUGCACUGAAGCAUUUUGUUCAACAACGUCAACUUCACAGCUAUCCAAACUUAGAAUAGAAAUAAGUAAAAACCAUUUUUUUAAUGUAAACACGUGGACUUUUAGUUUUUCUGAGUCUUUUGGCUUUGUCUCUCCUACAAUUUAUUAUUUUCGAUAAAAACGUUCCCAUUUGAUUCUAUCGGUGCCGUUUCUUGGAAAUGAUACUUUUAGAAGUGUUUAUGAGUAAAUUGUAUUUCAUUAGAAUAUUUAUAGUAACUAAUCCUUAGGAUGCAUAAUAGAUUUGAUUAAGGUACUUGAUUGUAUCUACUAUGGUUUUGCAAGGCAAACAUUUUGAUAAGUAUGUAUUUAAAAUUAAAAUUCAUGAUGUAGAAGUAAUGUUUGUUGUAAAGUGAGCUUUUUCUCGAAUAUAAACACUAAAUGUAAAAUUCGCUCACAACGCCAAAUUUUAACUAGACUUAUGGGAAAAAUAUUCGGAGUAUAUAAAUUUAUUAUUGCACAUAUAAAUAAGCGUAAAUGCUCAAAACAGAUUUGAGUAUAAUUUUUAACAGUUCGUUUGUAAGUAUAAUAAAUUUCUAUUUUUUAUUGUUAUCAAUGUUUGAAAUGAAUGUUUUCAUAAUUGAGAUUUUAGUUCUCUCAUUUUUAAAAAGAUGUAAAAGUGAGAGCUAUUUUAUUGUGAGUAUUAAAAUGAGCGCAAUUUGUUUAUAAUUAUUCGCAGACAGAAU